AUUCCUGAAAUCACGGCAUUUAAACCGUCAUAUCGAGACUAUACAAGAAAAUCUGUAUGUGUUCUCUGUGAUUACCCUCCGGAACCGAUUACAUGUCCUUCAGAGUUAUAUCUUUUAAGUAAGCCUAUAAGAGAUUGUAGAUCGGACCAAUUUUUUUUUUAUAGCGUGUGUCAAAUAAAAUUUGGAACGAUCAUGCUCGUGUUAAAAAAUGACAGGGAUCAUCAGCAAAUUUCAUUCAUCAGACUUUUUCUGAGAUUACAGCCUACCCUAACAACUGUCAGCUGUCAAAUUUGUGCUUCCUACUUUUCGCUCACCUGCGUAGCUCAACAGCUCAGCAUGAUCCACCUUACGAUGGGUCGAUGAGCUGCCUGGUUGUUGCAGUUGAACAACUUAUCGUGUAGCGUGACAUCGAUGCGACACCACCGACGUAACUCAUCGAACAAACGAUAGGUUCAAUUGGAAGCACCCUUGGAGGAUUCCCCAGAGAGAACUCUUGGAGGAAUAUUCUGAGAGAACUCCUGGAAAAAUAUCUGGAGGGAAUUGCUGGGUAAUCGUUAGAGGAAACUCCUGGAGGAAUUCCCCAUCCUCAAAACGAUCUUCUGGAGGAAUCUCUUGGGGAACUUACAAAAGAAUCGCUGGAGAAAAUACUCAAAGGAAUCUUCGAAAAGAACUUCUGGGAAUACCCAAAAGGAUCUCCUGCGGGAUUCCCUAAGUGGUUACAUUUUACGGAAUUCCCAAAAAGGUAUCCUAGAGGAAUCUCCAAAGGAAAUUCUUGGCGGAAACCUCAGAACGAGUCCGCGUCGGAAUCACCAUGAGGAAUUCCUGGUGGAAUCUUCAAAAGGAGCUUCUAUGGAAUCCACAAAAGGAACUCAUUACAACAAAGAAUUUCUGGCGGAGUCUGCAAAGGAAAUUCCUGACUGUAUUUGUAAAGGGAAAUUCUGGCGAAAGCCCCUGACAGAAUCCCCGGCGCGAAGUCCCAGACGGAUUCGGCUGGAGUUCCUCUAUGUAAUUUCUGGCGGAAUCCUCAGAUGGGAUUCCCGGUGGAAUCCCAAGAAGGUAGUACCAGAGGAAUGCCAGGAAUGAGUUCUCGAUUCCUCAUAAGGAGCUCUUAACGGAAUCUCCAGAGGAAAACAUGGCGGAAUCGUCAGGGAGCAUUCUUUGCCAAAUCUCCAAAGGGAAUUCAUAUUCUAAAGGGAAAUCCUGUUAAAAUCUCAAGACGGAAUUCUUGACGGAGUCUCCAGACAGAUUUCCUGGCGAAACCUUCAGAAAGAAUUCUUUCCCGAAUCUUCAGAGGGAAUUUCUGUUGUAAUUUACAGAUGGAAUUCCUGGCUGAACUUUCCGAGAGGAUUUCAGAUGGAAUCUCAAGAGGGAGAUCCCAGCGGGAUCCGCCAAACAAAAUCACAUGACAGAAUUCCCGGAGGAAUCUCGAGGAAAUUCUCAGUCAAAUCUCCAGAGGAAACUCUUGGCAGAAUCUCUAGAGGGAAUUUCCUACGGAAUCCCUAGUGGAAAUAUCUUACCAAAACCGAAGAGAAAAUCAUAAAGGGAAUUCCUAUUAAAAUCAACUGAAAUUGAGCUGAAAGGAUACUUGGCUGAAUUACUAGGAAGAAUUACAAUAACAUCCGUGAAACAUCCAAAUCUUUGACGUUUGUUUUGCUACUUUUCAAAAAUGGGUUACCUUGAUUUUCCAUCCAAGCAUGCAACAUUUGAAUUAAUCACGCGCAACAAAAAACUGACAGUGCAACUCAUCAAAAUUACUCACCAAAGACGUUUGGUGAUUUUACCAACACAGCUGAGGAUAGCUGCUGCUGCGCAAAAGGUUGCUCGUAGCAACAUAAACAAAACAAAACGCAAGUGGCUAGUGACAGGGCUGGUAGCAACCCCCGGCCUUUAGUGGACAUUUUGGAUGCUGCCAUGCAGCAAGUGCAAGUGUUGUACACAUAAACAAAGUGCAACUUUCGAUGCUGCCGCGCAGCAAGUGCGAGAAGAAGAGCUGCUCGUAGCAGCGAAGAAGAACUGAAAAUAAACAUUGAACUGUUAGCUGAAAGAAAGUGCCUAGAUGAGUGAGAAAAACUUAAGUGAUGAAACCCCGAAGCUACAACGAAACAUAACGCCGAAGAACUUGUUGGAUGCGCUGCUUGGACCGUUGUCGAACACGGAGUCGGAUAAUCCUCCACCGAAUGCGGAGCCGAUUCGUCAGCCUACGGAAACAGUAGCACAACAAAAAGCAGCACAAGCCAAACGUCUGGAAAAACAAAAGAUGGAGCAGAAACUCGAAAGGCUAUUGGAUCGGCGCGAUUUGCUGAAAAUAACAUUUGGAGAUUUGCGAAAUAGUUUCUCGUGACCAGCGGAAGGUAUUCACGGAUGUUUACCUUCAGUUCGACAAGUACUACAACAACUUGUACGUGCAGAUCCAAACUGCAAUAGCGAAGCUGAAAAGUGAUGAAGAGAGAGUCAAGCAAGAGUCAGAGAAGUCCCCUGCGGCAUCCGCCGCGCCACACCAACCGGUUGUGAUGAAUUCUGCUAUCCCGCACCUGCACGUACCGUUGCCGACUUUCGACGGAAGCCUCGAGAACUGGUACUCGUUCAAAUGUAUGUUCCAGACUAUCAUGGACAGAUACCCCAACGAGUCCCCUGCCAUUAAGCUUUACCAUCUGAAAAACUCGCUUAUUGGUAGUGCGUCAGACAAAAUCGACCAAGAUGUUAUCAAUAAUAAUGAUUACAAGGCUGCAUGGAAGGUGCUCGAAAACGCAUACGAAGAUGAAAGGCUAAUCAUCGACAAUAUGGUAAAAGUAAGGUGAAGAGAUCAUUUCACGUACUACACAAGGCUUUGCAUGUAUUAGUGUACAAUGUUUAUUGUAACAUAGCAACCCCUAAUUUCCCCUUAAAGUUUGACAACAUAUGACGUCAUACAAUUUGUUGUAAACUUUUCCUGCACGCUAAGUUUUUUUACACCAAAACCUUUACUGAGCAGCAAAAAUACGUUCCAUAUUAUUCUUAUCUUGAAAAAAGUCUCUCACAAACAGUUUACUGCUUCACUACAAUACAUAUUUAAAUAAAAUCAUUUAUAGUAUAAAACGAAAGUUAUCUCGGAUAAGGAAUAAAGACUUAUUUUAAUUUUAAUUUUGAUGAGUCCUUUUACACGAACACGAAUUUGCGAUAAUGGUUUUUAGCGUGCCGUACAUUGCCAGCUCUGCCGCAGUUUCUAUGGGUAACCAAGGCAUUGUUAUCCAAACACCAGAAGCACGAAAAUUUUUCACUGCAGUGGAUGAUAAUGUUCCAGGUUGCGAAAUGUAGAGCCGGACUAAUAGGGACCCCUGAAUAAUGCAUAUUAAAAUGACUGGUGUGACUGUCGACUUAUGAUUGGGGUUCGAAGAAGUGAAGCUAGUGCAUGAGCAGUUCUUUGGAUGGCGCGCUGUUAAAUUAAUGAAAAAAACUGAGAUACUCAUUCCUUGAAUCGGGCUAAUUUGCCGUGUUUGUGAAAUACAUUUCGCGUUAAUCGAAAAAAGCGCUAAAGUAGUUGAAAUUUUUGUUUUCUCUGGAACAUAUAAUGUUGAUUAUCGGUUGAUGAAACCGUAUGACGUCACCACCCUCCCCUCAAAUUUUGUUUACAUUUUGAGGCUCACUAACACAAGCAAGAGCGGACUUCCUCCACACCUUAUCUAAAUCACAUUGAAUCAUCGAUACCCACAUCGAUGCCUUGGAAAUGCUCCCCAAAAUGACGCGCGAAAACGGCGAAGAACUCCGGAAACUAAUUGAAGGCUGCUCGAAACACGUUGAUGCACUCAAGAACCUGCAACUACCCGUGGAAGGACUAGGCGAGAUGAUCCUCAUCAACACACUCGCCAAGCGUUUGGACAAGGUCACGCGUACGCUUUGGGAGUCGCAGUUGGAUCAAGAAGAACGUCCGUCGUUUAGCGAGAUGAUGGAUUUCCUGCGCGAACGAUGUCGAAUCCUUCAGAAAGUGAAAGGAUAUCCGGAUCACCGUGUACCAGCUACCACAACGAAGCCGAAGGGAAAAUUGGAGCAGAGGAACUUGCCGGCGAAGAACUUUGUCCAAGUAGCCCAGGAACGUUGCCCGUGCUGCGGCAGUGAUCAUGCGAUAUACAAGUGUGAAGAAUUCCGAAGAAUGUGUGUGUCAGAUCGCUACAACAAAGUGAAGACAGGCGGUUUAUGCUUCAACUGCCUUCGUCGCGGUCAUCGUACGGUGGACUGUAAAUCGGAACAAUCAUGCAAGACGUGUCGAAGGAAGCAUCAUAGUCUCCUACACGAGGACAAGGCUAUGGCAAAGAAGGAACCCCCUACUCAAGCUCCAACUGUUGCUGCAACCGGCGAUGGACAAUCAACUGACCAGCCCCAAGGAUCUGUAAACUGUUCCCAAGUACUAACCGUGAAGAAACAAGUGCUUCUUUCUACAGCGAGCGUUUUGGUGUGUGGUUCAGGAGGGUUCAAAGUGGCUUGUCGUGUGCUUCUAGACUCUGGGUCCGAUUCAAAUAUCAUGUCUGAGGAACUCGCGAAAUGCUUGAAGCUCUCCUGGGAACGGAUCGAUCUUCCGAUUUCUGGGCUGAACAAUGCUAAAACUCAGGUCAAGUAUAAGCUGCGAACGAAGAUCUUUUCUCGUGUGAACCAGUUCAGUGCUGUGCUGGAUUUCUUGGUGGUGCCCAAAGUAACCGCCAACUUGCCGAUGGUCGAAGUCGAUAUACGUUCGUGGCCGAUUCCAGGGGGACUAUCGUUGGCCGACCCGUCAUUCCACGUACCUAACGAAGUCCAGCUGAUCCUAGGUGCCGAGCUAUUUUACGAUCUACUCCUGGAAGGAAGGAUGAAGAUUAGCGACGAAUGCCCAACGUUGGUGGAAACUCGCCUGGGCUGGAUUGUGAGCGGAUCGGUGUACACCAGUAGCAACAAACGUCAGCACAACGUCUGUCAUCUGGCGGUAACUAACGAGGACUUGAAUCGAACCUUGUCAAAAUUUUGGGAGCUGGAGGCUUGUGGUGAGGCAUCUCCACUCACUGCACAAGAGCACUCGGUUGAAAUGCAUUUCCAACAAACCGUGUCACGGGAUGAUGAAGGUAGGUACACAGUUAGACUUCCGUUCAACAAUUUGAAGGACCAGUUGGGCGACUCCUACGACACUGCUCGCCGGCGGUUUGAGAAGCUGCUGCGUACCUUCGUCGACGACACCAAAAAGACCCGUUACACAGCUUUCAUGUUGGAGUACUUGACGUUGGGUCAUAUGGUGAAAGUGAUGGACAGCCCUCUGGAUGGAUAUUUUCUUCCGCAUCACGCAGUUUACAAAGAAGCAAGCUCGACAACUAAACUGCGUGUAGUUUUCGACGCGUCGUCAAAAACGUCGUUUGGGUUGUCGCUGAACGACACGUUGAACGUAGGACCAACCGUACAAAGCGACCUGCUAUCGAUUAUAUUGCGUUUUUGCUCCCACCAAGUGGUGCUGACGGCGGACAUUCCCAAAAUGUAUCGCCAGGUUCAAGUUCACGAGGAUGACCGGAUGUAUCAAAGAAUACUUUGGCUCGACGACCAAAACCACAUCGCAACUUUCGAACUGACGACUGUAACUUAUGGCUGUUCCAGUGCGCCUUAUCUUGCGACGAGAGUCCUCAUUCAAUUAGCUAACGACGAAAAGCUCGAUCUACCGCUUGCAGCCAAAACAGUGAUAGAAGACAGCUACAUUGAUGAUUUUCUGACGGGAGGAAAAACAGCAGAAGAAGUGAUCCAGAUCUACCACCAGCUGUCGGAGAUGCUGAAGCGAGGCGGCUUCGGUGCUCAUAAGUUUUGCUCCAAUGAUGGCACCGUAUCGUGCACCGUAUUGAGCAAUAUUCCAGAAGAACUCCAGGAGACCCAAAUGGAUUUUGAGAAUGCGGACGUGAACGCCACUAUCAAAACACUAGGAAUCAUCUGGAAUCCCGACCAGGACCGUUUCAGCUUCUAUGUCAAAUCUUUCGAUUCUCAAAGGGGCUUUCCACCAACGAAGCGAACCGUGCUUUCCGAUAUUGGUCAACUUUUUGAUCCACUGGGAUUUCUCGGACCAAUCAUCACAACGGCGAAGUUGAUCAUGCAGGACUUGUGGCGGCUAGGCUUGGCGUGGGAUGAAGAAUUGCCACAGGAACAAAUGGAGAAUUGGAUGGAAUUUCGUAGACAACUUCCGGUGGUGAACAGUAUGAAGAAGAAACGAUGCGUAGUAGCUGAAGCAGGUAACGGUUUAGAACUCCACGGAUUCUCCGACGCAUCCAAAAAGGCCUACGGUGCGGUGCUGUACACCAGAUGCGUUUCUUCGGACGGAAAGAUCAACACAGAGUUGGUCUGCAGCAAGUCGCGGGUAGCCCCGCUGAAACCGACCACUAUUCCUCGACUGGAGCUGACUGGAGCUGUGCGGGGCCUUGCUUCUGGCCCAUCUAGUAACGAAGACGGUAGCAGCAUUGCAGAUCUCGUUUCAAAGUGUGACACUUUGGUGCGACUCACAAGUGGUUUUAUGCUGGUUCAAGAAAUCGCCGCUUACUAUGAAUCAAUUUGUUUCGAACCGUGUGGCAACUAUCAUCGAGCUAACGCAAGACUACGAAUGGCGGUAUGUGCGGUCUGAGUACAACCCCGCCGAUCGGAUUUCGCGAGGUCUGAUGCCAGAUGCUCUCAACGAGGACGUUUUAUGGUGGAAAGGAUCGCCGAUGUUGAAUGAGAUGGAACUGCAAACCGACAAGUACGACGAUACGAUCGAGUUACCUGAACAACGAAAAACGACGGCUGUCAACACAAUGACCAGUGUGCCAACGAUCAAUCUCAACCGGAUGAGCGAUUUUCGACGGCUUCAGAGAGCGUGGGUUUUCGUGUUGCGGUUUAUUGCAAGCUGUCGAUCGAAGACUAGGAACACUUCAGAACCAACAGCAAAGGAAAUGGACGAGGCACUCCGUACAAUUGUCAAGCUAGUCCAACAGGAAGCGUUUGCGGAUUUGUUCAAGAUGCUAUCGAGUGAUUCGCAGAAGCGAAGCAACUACAGCGGAUUGUCUCCUUUUGUGGAUUCGGAUGGACUAAUCAGAGUUGGCGGUCGGCUCAAGUACUCGUCGAUCCCGUACGAUGGAAAGUGUGGGAUCCUCCAUUAUGGUUCCGGAUGUUUCCGGAACCGGGUAUUUAACGGUUUAUGCCAGCUCCUGUUCCUUACCGUUCACUCCACACUUCUUUACUCUUAUCUGCUCACUCUCGGACUGUGUCUGUCCCAACAACACUCUUAUACUCAAACAGGGCAACAUGCGGAACUAUUUACCCAUUGCCAAGAUGUAUUUAACUUCAGCGUCAGGUUAGCACUUGCAGGUCACCACAUCUCCCUUUUUCUACAAAAUGGAAGAUUUCUCCUAUCCCUACAGACUUGGAGGUUUAGUGGUUACCGCUUCUGAUUCGUAUGUAGAAGGUUCUAGGUUCAAUCCCUGGCCCGUUCCUUUCCUCCUACUCUGUAUCUGUACCUUUCUAUCUGCUUUCUCUCUCGACAUAUACAACUUAUGUAUAUGCAUAUGUUCAUAGCUAUCGCUAGAACCAGGAAUGGGUUGAAAAAGCCAUUUCCUCACUUCCACAGUAAAGUGUCAAAAUAUGUGUCAAUAUUCGCCCGCAAGUAAUGCAACCAAGCGAACUGUUCUGUUUUACCUUCAUAGUAAUCAACACACAAUCUAUCAACGUUCUGCCAAAAAUAAUCAAAAACCCUCUAUCCAUGGAUCGCAUCACCGACCAAAGGUGACUCCCAGAUCUCCCCUUUAACAUACAUUCUAUCCGUGCUGGUUGUGGGGACGCAGAGUGCUCUCGUUCUUUAGUAGCAACAACUAUCUCACUUAAACCUUUACCCUCUAAUCAAAUGGAAGGCAUCUCUUAUCCCACACUCUUACAUUUAAUGUCCGUGCGCAAAUCUGCGAAAGAACUCCAACACGUUCAGUGUUAUGACAUCAUUUGUGUUUCUCGGAUUCACCAUUUUGGAAAUUUUAUCGCUAUCGUGACUUUGUGUGACAGAUUGACAUCGCCAUUAUGAGGUUGAAACCAUUUGUGUUGUUAUGGUAUCGUGGAGGCCACACCCCAACCUUUUUUCAUUUCCUUGUUCUAGCUUGAAUGCUCAAUCUGCGGUGUCGCGUCUCAACAGCACUAAACCUAGGCCACUGCCAUCUUGACCACCACCAUCGUUCAUACAAUGCGACAUAUAUGUAUGAUAAUAAUUUCAAAACUACUCGUUUCUUUUCCGUCUUUCCAUUUCUUAGAAAUCUUAAGAAGCAGAAUCUUCGAUUCGCCAGUCUGCAGUCAGAUAACCCUUCGCCCGAGAUUCACUCAAACAUGUGCAUCAACUACUCGAAAACGCAAGAAGAAAUUCUCAAACAAAUAUACAUAUAAUUCAAUGGUUAAGUCGAACCAUGGCACUGCAUGCAGUCAAUUCAUCCAUUAAUAAUCUCGAAGCAUAAUCAUUCAAGCCUUGAUUCAAGCCCUUUCAGCAACUCUUAUACCUAUCGACAAAGGCAUUGUGACAGCAAUUGGGUUAUAUCAACACACAAAGCUAUAGUUACGCUAUCUGUUCAUUCCUUAGCGGCCGUUUUAGUUAUUUUAGAGAUCCAUACACUGUUUUUUUUUCAUCCUAACUCGUCACAGUUCAAUGACCAUCUUCGAAUAAACUCAUAUAUCUAGCAUCGAAUGUCACCUUCAUCGCCUUAUUCCCAGCUACAUCAUAUCGAUCUUAUCCACCUCUAACGGAUACAAAAUAUCUCUCACCCUUUGCAUACCGAAAACAGCUACCCAAUUUCUAGCCUUACAAAUAGAGAUCAUGGUGGUCUUUCAACCAUCCGCUUUAAAAUGCAUCACUUCCUCCUGAAAGGCAAACUUUUAAUUAACUCCGCCAUGCCAUGCCACCACUCUCCAAUCACUCGCGCUCUCUCCGAAAAAAUCAUUUUGCAUCCGUGCACAAAGUCCAAAUUUGGACUUUGUCCGUGCAUGCGGAGAAAACGCAUGAAAAACAUGUUUUCUCUAUUUUUGUCAAGCGCCAUCUUCAGACCUCAAAACAAGCCUCAAAGCUUCUUUUGCUUCCAUUUUAUCUCCUAAUCUAUUCACACUCAUCUAUAUGUAUAUUUCCAAAGUAUCGCAAUCUCAUAUCUCAAUUCGCCCCCUGCCUGAAAACACCUUUGUGACUCAUGUCAAAUUCGCUAUAUCCGGUCCUACAACAACCACCCUCCUAAAAACGAUCUCCGGGAGCAACGCUGUGCCUUGCACCAGCCAUAUUAGUACGGUCUCCGGGACCAAGAUAUUUGUUUUUCGCUUUGCGCUCUCCGGGAGCAAUGCCGUGAUUUCCACCAGCGUUUUCCAUACGGUCUCCAGGACCAAAAUUUCGCUCUCCGGGAGCAGCACUGCGCAUCUGGCUGAACUUCAAUUUUAACGGUCUCCGGGACCACUACUCGUUCGUUUACCAUGCUCUAACCUCGGCUCUAGCCCCACCGGCUUCACAGCACAUUUUCGUAUAAUACUUGGGCUGCUAUUCCUUAACCAUUCCGCAAAAAACUCAUAAAAUUCUGUCCGACAAAACUCCCAAAUUCCAACAUUUGGGACCCAUCCCUUUUUUGCCCUUUUUUUUGGUGUCAAAAGCAAAACUGCCGCUGCGCAAACAGGUGCCGACCUGUUCAUCUGAUUUUCCAACAGAUGCACUAUUUCGGCGAAGAUUUCCAAAACCCGAGCUAUCUUCCUCAUCAAUGAAAAUCGCCAAUCCUCGUCGCCACUGUGGGAUCCUCCAUUAUGGUUCCGGAUGUUUCCGGAACCGGGUAUUUAACGGUUUAUGCCAGCUCCUGUUCCUUACCGUUCACUCCACACUUCUUUACUCUUAUCUGCUCACUCUCGGACUGUGUCUGUCCCAACAACACUCUUAUACUCAAACAGGGCAACAUGCGGAACUAUUUACCCAUUGCCAAGAUGUAUAUAACUUCAGCGUCAGGUUAGCACUUGCAGGUCACCACAGAAAGCACCAGCUGCUACUUCCGGAUAAGCACCAAGUAACGCGCAUUCUUUUUUUUUUUUGUCUGUAUUAACGAGAUUUUUAGCCCUUGGCUAGUUCAUCUCGGGACCCACGCUUUACUUCCCUUCCGAAGGAAGAACUCACAUUUUGCGAGUUUGUCGGGAGUGGGAUUCGAUCCCAGGUCCUCGGCGUGAUAGUCAAGUGUUCUAACCAUCACACCAGGUCCGCUCCAUCAGCAACGCGCAUUCUUGUGAGGAAGCUCCAUGAAGAACAUCUGCACGUCGGGCAACGAGGCCUGCUGUCGAUUGUACGUGAAAGAUUCUGGCCGAUCAACGCAAAAACAUUGAUCAAGAAAACGAUUGCUACCUGUUACGUUUGCUGCAGAACUAAUCCCCGUUCCUCCAGUCAGUAUAUGGGAGAUUUGCCAGAUUAUCGCAUCACGCCGUCGCCAGUGUUUGCGAACACAGGGGUGGACUAUGCCGGUCCAGUGAUACUAAAGGAGGCUGGCAGAAAGACUGUUCCGUACAAGGCAUAUAUAGCGGUGUUCAUUUGUUUGGCGACCAAAGCCAUCCAUCUUGAGGUGGUUUCUACUCUAACCACAGACAACUUUAUUGCGGCCCUGCAGCGGUUUAUAAGCAGACGUGGUAUGGUAAGCAACCUGUAUUCCGAUAACGGAACAACGUUUGUCGGAGCAAACCAUGAACUAGCGGCACUGCGGACACUAUUCGAGGAUCAGAGCCACCAGAGAAAGCUGAACGAUUUCUGCGUUACGAAGGGCAUUCAGUGGCACUUUAUUCCCCCACGGAGCUCCCACUUCGGAGGCAUAUGGGAGGCGGGUGUCAAGUCAGCAAAGUACCACUUGAAGCGUGUAGUUGGCGAGACCAAGUUAACGUAUGAAGAAAUGGCUACAUUUCUGGCUCAAGCAGAGGCCAUUUUGAAUAGUAGGCCGCUCAUCCCAGUAUCCGAUGACCCGAACGACGUUGAAGUCUUGACACCUUCCCAUUUUUUAAUUGGACGAUCUGCUGUGAGCCUGCCGGAGCCAUCAUACGACCAAGAGAAAAAUCGGCCGGCUUAGUCGUUGGCAACACAUCAGCCUGAUGAAGGAGCACUUCUGGCGACGUUGGUCAGCGGAAUAUUUGCAUCACCUUCAGUCUCGUCCGAAGUGGCACAGCCGUGUCAGCAAGUUUGAAGUAGGAUCGCUUGUGGUGCUCAAGGACGACAAUGCACCACCCCAUCAGUGGCGUCUUGGCCGCAUCCAGGCCACCCAUCCGGGGAAGGAUGGGAUAGUGCGAGUGGUAACUGUAAAGACAUCAACUGGAGAGUAUAGACGAGCGGUUACUAAGGUUUGCGUUCUUCCAUUGAUUGAUCCCGAGGAAUCAACGGGGGGAGAAUGAUCGCGCAACCCUUAAAAAUCGUAAGGCCCCCUGUAUAGUAUCACCAGAGAAAAACGUAAAACUAAUUGGACGAUUUGUUCAAGUGUAUUUUUCAGUAUUAAUAAAGACGUAGUUCAAAAUGGACGCAAUCUGUACACUGAAAGGAGCCUUGCAGUAAUGACAAGCAUAAAAAUGUUUUUAAAUUUACCAUGGCAAAACAUGAUCAUCGACCCACCAACGCUUCUUGUGUGCGUUUUGUUUCUUCUCACAUCAACCGGUUCGAUAGCUGAGUGGUAGCGUGCGAGCCUGGUGAUGUCAAGGUUCUUAGUUCGAAUCCGGUUGCCAACAGAAACUUUUUUUAAUUGAAAAUCGAGUCCAUGGUAAAAUUGAAAACAUAAUUCUGUUGAAUUAAAACGAAACUCAGUCUGCACAAAUUUAGUGGCGUUGUGCAUUUAAAUUGACCCUCAGAAUAGUAAUUUUCACCGCAAGCCGCCGUUCAGUGUACAUAUUGAUUCGACGCAAAUUAACCAAAAACCAAUUCCAACUGAGCUAUUCCGAUAAACAAUGUCAGAAUAGGGUUUUCUGCCGAAACUAGUUAGACUGAUGAGCAUUGAAGCACUCGGUGGAUCAAAACCAAAAAUUGUGCGGCCAUCUAUGUUCAUGCUCAUAAACACUGGGUGGAUAAACAUCAAGCGAAGUGUUCGGAUCGCAGACGCAGUGUCUGCCUCGUUCGCGACCUUGGACAGAUCUCACAUACUCCUCGGCUUUGUUAGCGAUAAAUAUUGAUCUCAUCGACACCGAUCAUAGAGCAGUGGAGACAGCUUUUGCUCUUCAGAAAAGGGGCGACAGUGAGAACUGGCUUCACAAGAAACUCGACCAAGACGAACUACAUGAUCGCGGGUAGAGGCAGAUCUGGCGUGGAUGAUGUGUAAGUAAGUAACCUAAAAUCAAGUUAAAUUUAAUUUUGUUUUAUUCCAAUUUAUGUGUUUGCAUCCUAUGACAGAUACGUAUAUUUCGACGUUAACUGUAGGUAUGAUCAGCUGUAACUAUGGUCGUCUUCAGUGUCUCAUAAUAGACUCGACUUCAAGGGACAAGUGCCAAUCAUCAGCAACCUCUAAACGCUCGAAACUGGAGUAAAAUUAUCCUGCAGUCAUCAAGGUAAGGUACAAAAACAUGAUCACAAGGUUCACGACAUACACUAUGGCAAACGCAGCACAGUGAAAAAAAAAAACAAGGAAAAAAAAUAAAUUCUUGUGCAUUUAAAGACUCGUUCAGAAAAAAUCCUCCUCUCUACUGUA
This is a messenger RNA of Aedes albopictus (Asian tiger mosquito), 12641 nucleotides long. RefSeq lists its product as uncharacterized. Bases 3704 to 6592 code for a protein of 962 amino acids. The record is from RefSeq and is a predicted model, not a curated record. Gene Ontology annotation, biological process: proteolysis. Lineage: Eukaryota; Metazoa; Arthropoda; Insecta; Diptera; Culicidae. Gene Ontology annotation, molecular function: nucleic acid binding; zinc ion binding; aspartic-type endopeptidase activity. The transcript has 2 exons.